GCACCCUCUCGCGCUCGCACGUCUGGAAAAUGCACGUUAUGCUAGCUGGUAUUUUGCUAACUCUCUCUGUCUUCGCAGGUCUUUGCCCCGUCGCUACGCGCCAGCUCCCGCCACAGGCAUUUCGGGAGCCGCCCAGCGACGCGGUAGACCAUGUCGAUCCUCUGAUAGGUAAUGGGGGCGACUCUCCGAACGGUUCAGGCGGGAUGAUCCCCUCGACCGCACCUCCGUUCGCAAUGACGCGCUGGGUUGCGCAAACGCGCGAAAACUACGUCUCUGUGACACCGUACAACUAUACCGACACUACGAUUCACGGCUUCCAAGGCACGCACCAGCCCGCAAUAUGGAUGGGCGAGAGUGGGCAGGUCGUGCUCGUUCCUGGCUCAGGCGAUGUGACACCGCACUUCGAGGAUCGUGGAAUGCGCUUCUCGCACGACAAUGAGGUCAUCAGCGCCAGCUAUUACAGUGUGCACAUGGAUGCCUCACAUGGUGGGAACAUUUUUGCUGAGCAGAGUGCUACGUCGCGCGUCGGUCACCUCCGAUUCACAUUCACCGGUACAACAAGCCCAUGGGUUCUCCUUGAGGCUUCACGUGCCUCAGUUAUGGGUUCUGCCGAUCCUUCCAACGUCACCUUCCCGCACGGGUCCGUCGCCAUCGAUCCUUCUGCCCGUGAAAUCACAGGCACAAACGCAGAACGUCAAGACUUUAUCAUCGGGCCCAACCCUGCGCCUGGCUUCUGUGCAUACUUUGUUGCGCGGUUCAGCGAGCCAGCCAUGGAGUGGGGCACAGCGAGCGUUGGAGAUGGCGCGUUACAGCCGAACAUAACGAGUGCCGAAGGCAAGCAAGUCGCGGGAUACGUCAAGUUUAAGGAGGACGUGACCACAGUCGACGUGCGCAUCGGUGUGUCGUUCAUCUCGGUCGACCAGGCGCGAAAGAACUUGGAGACCGAGAUACCCGACGGGAUGACUCUUGAAGAAACGGCGCGCAGCACGCGCGAGGCAUGGGCGGAAAAACUGGACAGGAUCGAAAUUCAAGGUGCAAAUGAUACCGACAAAGAGAUUUUCUACACUGGCGUGUACCACGCGCUUCAGUAUCCCUACGAACAAAGCGAAGACGGGCAGUACUACUCUGGUUACGACGAUACCGUGCAUGAGGGCGAGUCAUACACUGGAUACUCAAUUUGGGAUACCUUCCGUGCAGCUUGGGCCUGGCAGAUCCUUCUAGCUCCAGAACGGAUUGAUGACAUGGUGCAAAGCAUGUUGCAAGACUACAAAGAAGGUGGAUGGCUCCCUAUGUGGAAGAACAUCGUCGAGACGAACAUCAUGAUCGGCACACACGCCGACUCGCUGGUCGCCGAGGCCGUCCUAAAAGGUUUUACCGGUUUCGAUGCCGACCUCGCGUGGGAAGCUGUGCAUAAGGACGCGACCGUCCCGCCAACAGAUGACUGGACUAUAUCAUACUAUGAUCGGGAAGAGAACGUUGGAUACGAAGUCCGUGCAGGUCUCACCUCGGUAUAUGCUACCGAAGGCUGGGUCGCAAAUGACAUACACAGUGAGAGCGCAUCGAGGACGCUUGACUACUCAUACGACGACUACGCCGUGUCCGUCCUUGCAUCCGCCCUGAACAAACCUGCCGACGCCGAGUUCUUCCAUAACCGCUCAAUGGUAUCACCGUUCACCAUCUUCAACGCCGGGACAGGCUUCAUGGAAGCCCGGAACGUGAGUGGAGCAUGGGCAGGCCAGGACGAGGGUUGGACAGAGGGUGACAUGUGGGCGUACACGUUCGACGUUGUACAUGAUGUCCCACGACUCAUUGCCCUGCGGGGUGGGAACGCGAGCUUUGUGGCAUUUUUGGAUGAACACUUCGACGGUGGGCAUAAUGACCAAACAAACGAGCCUUCGCAUCAUAUACCUUACCUUUAUUCCCUCGCGGGCGCAGCUUCGCGCACGCAGGAGCGUGUCCGCUCCAUUGCUGCGGCAAACUACAACGCCACUGUGAAUGGGCUGUCCGGGAACGAAGACUGCGGUCAGAUGAGCGCAUGGUAUCUCUUCAGCGCGCUUGGCUUCUACCCCGUGAACCCCGUCUCGGGCGAGUACAUCGUCGGCAGCCCGUUCUUCGAUUACAUCUCGUUCUCACUCCCCUCUGCUGCGCGGCCACUCGUUAUCUCCGCGCCGGGCGCGUCGUCUGGCAAACCCUACGUCACUGCCGUCACCAUUGAUGGCGUCCCGCUCUCCGCACCGAUCAUCAGACACGAGCAGAUUGCGAACGGCGCAGACAUAGAGUUCGAGAUGAGCGCAACGCCCGCGAGCUGGGGCAGUGAGACACUUAAGAAUACGACGAGAAACGUGAGGGAUGAGUUGUAAACGAAGAAAUAGGCUGCCUGAGGCGAAAAUAGUGAUGCAGGAUAUCCAUGAAGCGGACGCGCACAAGUGACUUGAGAGGACUCUCGGAUAAAUACGAAUCCG
Phanerochaete carnosa HHB-10118-sp is the source of this 2462-nucleotide messenger RNA. Its product is annotated as glycoside hydrolase family 92 protein. The transcript is spliced from 15 exons. Gene Ontology annotation, biological process: protein quality control for misfolded or incompletely synthesized proteins; glycoprotein catabolic process; protein deglycosylation. NCBI's taxonomy places the organism in Eukaryota, Fungi, Basidiomycota, Agaricomycetes, Polyporales, Phanerochaetaceae. The coding region runs from base 345 to 2360 and encodes 671 amino acids. Gene Ontology annotation, molecular function: carbohydrate binding; peptide-N4-(N-acetyl-beta-glucosaminyl)asparagine amidase activity. Gene Ontology annotation, cellular component: cytosol; nucleus. The record is from RefSeq and is a predicted model, not a curated record.